Messenger RNA from Rhodamnia argentea, 760 nucleotides. RefSeq lists its product as uncharacterized. Bases 88 to 477 code for a protein of 129 amino acids. The record is from RefSeq and is a predicted model, not a curated record. The transcript has a single exon. Lineage: Eukaryota; Viridiplantae; Streptophyta; Magnoliopsida; Myrtales; Myrtaceae.
CAAACCGACCCCGCUAUAAGAAAAGCCAAGUACAGAUGCCAAGCCCCCUCCAUAAAGUUGCGCCCGGCACCUCUGGAAACGCUCGCCAUGGCAGCUUCCACCUGCAUGACAAGUUGCAUCGUGGACGGCGACGCCCGGAUGGGGUUGAGGUAUGUGAGCCUCCGCAAGGGGCCGGGACCGGGUGGUGACAGUCUCCCAGCAGGGCUUGGGUGGCGGUCGCACCCUGGAGUGGUGGAUGGGAUAUCUUGCAGGCAAAUGUACCUGAGGAGCUACCCUUUCUCCAGGAAAGAGAGUGUGCCCGAGAGGACCAAGAAGUGCUUGGGGAGAGUCAAGAAGGGAGUGGCUCGCGGGAAAUUGGUGGUCCAGAGGGCUAAAGAGGUGUCCUGCUCUGCCUUCCUGGCGAUAUUUCAUCGCCUUCUCUCUUGCACGGCCAAGAUCGAUGUUGCUGAUUAUCAUCUCUCCCAGGGAGACUAUUGAGCAUAUACGACUGUUUCUCUUCGCCUUGAAUCUUUUCUUCUGUCUUUUUCUUUCUUGUUCUGGGUGUUAUGUGCUUCAUAUAGGGAGAACUGUGUAUUAUAUCCAUGAUGGGAUGGUGGGUCGAAUGCAAAGAUCAGGGCAGAAAGGUGGAAGCUGUGACACGAUGAUCGGUGUUAUGUUCUAUGAAUUUCUCGUCUUUUCAAUUUUUUUGGAAGAUGAAGUUCGUUUUUGUGAACUUGUUACUUCUUACAUUAAUUCACAGAGGUUCUUUGAUUUCCGCUUC